AAAAUAGAAAGGUGCCAAUGAACGCAUGCAUACUCUGGCUGGAAAUUUUUGAUUUGUGCUUACUCUCUCAAAAAGCUCUCGCUCUUUCGCAAUCCCGAGCUCGAGGUACGAGGCUUAUGUCCGUACUCAAUAUUGGUUUUCUUCAUAUAAGACCGAUGCCCAGAUCAUUCCGCAAGUCUUCUUUCUCUCGGUGUCUCGAACAAUAAAUCUCAAAUUAUCUUGCACUUGAACUCCCCAUCAUGGCUCCCUCAUUUCGUGUUCUCGUCAUCGGGGCUGGUAUUGUUGGGCUUUCCACUGCCAUCUCUCUCAAGCGCAAAGGCCACAAUGUCACCAUCCUCGAAAAAGUCGCAAAUCCUCGACCGAUCGGAGGUGUAAUCAAUGUCCCACCAAACCCGGCUAGAGUUCUCGUGGAAUAUGGGCUGUAUGAUCUUAUAGCACCGAAAGUGGAUAGUCAUAUGAAAGGCAUCCAUUUCCGGAGAUAUGACACUGCGGAGACAAUAUGCCACAUGGACGCAAUUCUUGUAGAAGAGGAUUAUGGUGCUCCUAAUUGGAGACUCGCACGUAGUGAUCUCCAAGAAGCCUUGAUGACUGCAGCCAAGGCUGCAGGAAUUGAGAUUAGGCUUGGAUGCCCCAUCGACAGUAUAGAUCAAGCACUACCAGCGGCUAUGUUGAAGAAUGGUGAAGUCAUAGGGGCCGAUUUGAUCGUUGGAGCAGAUGGUGUCAAUUCUGUCGUCCGGGAAGCUGUUCUGCCCGGGGAGAAAAUUACCCGCCUAGAUCAUAUCAGUGCUUACUACAUCGAUGUUGAGCGCUCUUUGCUCUCCGCUGACCAGGAAGUCUCGCCAAUGCUAGACGAGAACUCGAUCUGGCUUGCCCCAGGCCGCCAACUCAUCGCUACAAACUUCUUAACUCGAGACCGCUUCAUCAUGAUUUUGUCCCUCGAUCAACUGCUCGGCAGUGAAGGAGACUGGACUAAGCAAGUACCAGUCUCCGAUGUUGUGGAAAGGUUCAAAGGCUUCCAUCCUAUGGCUGCAAACGUCGUAAAGUAUGUCGAGUCAGAUCACUGUCUAGUCUGGCGAUUCCCAGAACUUCCUAGGAUCGAUACUUGGGUCAGUAAAAGUGGAAAGGUUGUGAUAGUAGGCGACGCCGCUCACGCCAUGCUCCCAUUUGCUGCUCAGGGUGCUGCCAUGGGGAUUGAAGACUCAGCCUGCCUUGCCGAAUGUCUUGCUCGAGCAACUUCAACAGACGAUAUCCCGAAGCUUCUUGAUAUCUUUCAAAACCUUCGCCUGCCAAGAGUCGAUUCUGUUCGGGACAAAGCGAGAGGCAUGCACAAGAUGGUGCACUUGGAAGACGGCCCGGCUCAACAAGGACGGGAUAAAAUGUUGAAGGCUAGGCCUUUCAUGGCGGUUCCGAUUGGAUGGGACAAGAAGCAUAUUGAUGAUUCUCCUGGUGAUACGCAUCCGUUAUAUGAUGCUUACCUGUACGGCUUCAAUUCUUUUGACCAUACUAAUCGUAAACUUGACGAGGCUUUGAAAAAGUGAGAACUGGAUGAGAUGUAGAGCUUUCACGGACCGUGGUAUCAUCGUUAAUUGAUGAGCCGCUAGCCUGCCUCAGACAAGUGAAUGUGUUAGCGGAAACGAUCAGGUAUUGGGAAACUUGCUGAUGGUGGAAAGUGAUUUGUCAUUGCGAAAUUUAUUCACUCCUCUCAAUAUUAAGUAGCGUGGC
Mollisia scopiformis is the source of this 1722-nucleotide messenger RNA. RefSeq names its product FAD/NAD(P)-binding domain-containing protein. The record is from RefSeq and is a predicted model, not a curated record. The transcript has 4 exons. Bases 240 to 1538 code for a protein of 432 amino acids. Gene Ontology annotation, molecular function: FAD binding; monooxygenase activity. Gene Ontology annotation, biological process: secondary metabolite biosynthetic process. Lineage: Eukaryota; Fungi; Ascomycota; Leotiomycetes; Helotiales; Mollisiaceae.